Acanthisitta chloris (rifleman) is the source of this 826-nucleotide messenger RNA. Its product is annotated as cAMP-dependent protein kinase type II-beta regulatory subunit-like. The transcript is spliced from 3 exons. NCBI's taxonomy places the organism in Eukaryota, Metazoa, Chordata, Aves, Passeriformes, Acanthisittidae. The coding region runs from base 52 to 336 and encodes 94 amino acids. The record is from RefSeq and is a predicted model, not a curated record.
GACUUGGCUGAUUCUUUCUUCAUUGUGGAAUCUGGAGAAGUAAGGAUUAUAAUGACAAGGAAGGGUAAACAAGACCUAGAAGAGAAUGGAGCAGUUGAAAUAGCUCGAUGCUCAAGAGGACAGUAUUUUGGAGAACUUGCUCUUGUAACUAACAAACCACGAGCUGCUUCUGCAUUUGCUCUGGGCACUGUCAAAUGUUUAGUUAUGGAUGUGCAGGCAUUUGAAAGGCUUUUGGGACCUUGUAUGGAAAUUCUGAAAAGAAACAUUGCAAACUAUGAAGAGCAGCUAGUUGCUCUGUUUGGAACAAACAUGGACAUUGCCGAUACCAGUGCAUGAACUAAACGUUGGAGCAACAAGAUCUGUUAUGAGAAUAUAGCACAGUAGUGGUUAGUCCACUGAGAAAUUGUCUCUCUUCCUAUAGAUGCCAAGCAUUUUCUGUGAUUUUAAGAGUGGGGUUGGGUUUUUUUUGGUUUAAUUUCAUUUUGGUUGGAAUUUUUUUUUUUUUUGGUUUGGUUUUGUUUGGUUUGGGUUUUUGGUUUUUUUACUUAUUACAGUGGACAUACUAGUAAAAAAAUAGAAACUCAAUAAAUUGUGGGCUUGGUUUUCAGAAGUGCUUAGAAGUGAUGGUUCCAUCUGGCAUGAAGAGGACCUGUAGUAGGACAGCAUCUUUGAAAAUCAAGUCCUUAAACACAGCAUUUCCUUAAAGAAUAGAUUUUGAAUCAAACAAACACAUGCAAUGUACUUGUUAAACAAGCUUCUGUUCUUCAAAGAGGUUACAACUUCUCUGGAAAGACUGUUAGUUUGAAUGUGAUAUGUUGAAAGUAUU